UAUUGUAGAAGGUCUCCGGAAGUGGCGGUGCGCAGUGACGUCAUCACCGUGAGUGACGCCUGGAACAAACGCACAACAACAGGAGCGCGAGGCGGCUUUGUAUCAUCGCGGACGGCGGACUGACUACAGCUGAGCCAUGCCUGUUGCCUCCCCCAGGAUAGAACCUGUACCCCAGGUUUUGGAUGCAAUGAGUGACAGCACCACCAGCUCUACCACUGCAAAUGACUUGGAUCUCAUCUACCUUAAAGGCAUCAUGGAGAGCCCUCUGGAGCCAGUGGAGAGCCCAAAGGAGCCCCGCCUGUCACCUGUGAGUGACAACAAUGUGGAGCUCCUGCAGGAGAUCCUAAGAGACCUGGACCCGUUCAUGCAGCGCUCCGACACCGCAGCUGAGCUGGCCCGCAUCCUCACACAGCCCCACUUCCAGUCUCUGCUGGAGACCCAUGAUUGCGUGGCGUCCCAAGCAGCUGACAGCCUGCCCUCCAGCCCCUGUGACUUUGUGGACCACGAGUCUGAAGACAGAAACACGGCCGGCUUGCAGCUGCUGCCCGACGCCGUCCGCAUGGUGGGCAUUCGCAUAGUGGCCGGGGAGCACUUGGGGGUGACGUUUAAGGUGGAGGGAGGGGACCUGGUGAUAGCACGCAUCCUCCAUGGUGGAAUGAUAGACCAGCAGGGCCUGCUGCAUGUCGGAGACGUCAUCAAAGAGGUGAACGGGCGGGAGGUGGGCCGGGACCCCAGAGUGCUGCAGGAGGAGCUGCAGGCGGCCCGUGGGAUCGUGGUUCUAAAGAUCCUGCCCAGCUAUCACGAGGCAAUCCCUCCCCGACAGGUCUUCUUCAAGUGUCACUACAACUACGACCCAGAAAACGACAACCUCAUUCCCUGUAAGGAGGCGGGGCUCAGGUUUCAAGCCGGGGAUAUUCUGCAGAUUGUCAACCAGGACGACGUGAACUGGUGGCAGGCCCGCCAUGUGGAAGGGGGGAGCACAGGGCUGAUCCCCAGUCAGGUGUUGGAGGAGAAGAGGAAAGCCUUUGUAAAGAGGGACGUGGAGCUGACGCCUGCAGGGAACCUCUGUCAUGGUCUUGGAGUGAAGAAGAAGAAGAAGAUGAUGUACGUUACCACGAAGAACGCAGAGUUUGACCGACAUGAGAUCCUGCUGUACGAAGAGGUCGCCAAAGUCCCGCCUUUCAAGAGGAAAACUUUGAUUUUGAUUGGUGCUCAGGGUGUUGGCAGGCGCAGACUGAAGGCCCAGCUGCUGCUCCGGGAUCCAGAGCUUUUCGGGACCACAAUCCCAUACACUUCCAGAAAGCCCAAAAAGGGGGAGCGAGAGAGUCGGAUGUACGCCUUCACCAGCCGCAGCAAGAUGGAGGCUGACAUCAAGAAUGGCCGUUUCCUUGAAUUUGGAGAGUUUGAAGGCAACCUGUACGGCUUAAAGAUCGACUCCAUACACGAGGUGGCUGAGGCAGGACGCAUCUGCAUUCUGGACGCCAACCCACAGUCUCUCAAAGUGCUGCGGACCUCCGAGUUCCUGCCAUACGUCGUGUUCCUUCAAGCUCCAGAUUUUGAGGUGCUGAAGGCCAUGAACUGUUCAGCCGUGGAGGCAGGAGUGGAUACCAAGACUCUGACGGACGAGGAGCUGCAGAGGACGUGUGACGACAGCACCAAAAUCCAGGCGGCCUAUGGUCACUACUUCGACCUCAGCAUCGUCAACGAGAACCUCGAUGAAACGUACCGCAAUGUAAAAGCUGCUCUGCAGACCGUUUCCAAAAACCCCCAGUGGGUCCCGGUGACGUGGGUGUUCUGAAAACCUGCCGUGGGAGGGGGGGAGCACAACGCUCAGAGGUAAAAACCUCAGUCGUGAAGGAGGUUUAGUGUAGUUUACCCAGAAAUCUAGCUCCCACAAAAAGCUUCAUAGUUGUCAGGAGAACGUGCAGCCUAGAGAAGGAAGCCGACACGAGGACUCGUGGAGAUCCGGUGGCUCAUCUCCAGUCCAAAAACCCGCCACAUCGGAAAGGUUUUCUGAAUGCAGUUCCACUGCAGGUGAGGCAGAUUGAACAUGGACUUCAUCAGCAGGAGCGUAGAACCGGUCAAAGGCCUCAGUCUGGAGCAGAACCGUCAUUGGUUUUCGGGUCGUGGGCCAACAGAUGACUCGGCCAGUGAGAGACAGCGUUCCCUCGUUCAACGCGGGGCUAAUUCUAAAACUACCCCGCCAUGGGGGAAAGUAGAGUAGGAUUCCAGAUGUUUUUAGGCUGUAAAACUCCUCACUGCACACUUUCGACACCUUUGUCAGACGGAACCUUUUCCCGUGUUUCUGUCCUAAACUCUCAAAGUUCAAACCGUCAUAGAGAAAUUCUGAUCAUGACUGAGGAUGUGUGUAGAUUUGUCCAACGACUCUGUACAGGAAACAUGGCAUGGAGGAGAUUGAUUGACAAGAUCAACAGCCAAUCAGGAUGCAGAACACACAAAAAAAGGAUCCACAACUUUACUAAUAAAAGUCCACAAAGAGCACGGAAGGCGAAUGGCGUUAUCGUGAGAGAAACAUUCACAAUAUCGCUAUUCAUAGACAUUUGGUUGUCUAUCGUCAGAGAAACUUCAUUCCGUUUGGGACCAGGACAUCGCGUUCUGAAAGGAUUCAAGGAUUAGUUCAUUAGUCAUUUGUGACGGUGGUUUUUGUGUUUGUCCCAUGUGAUGUGAGGGAACGCUGUCAAAGAAAAGGGUUUAUUUAUAGUCUGAUUGUUUUUACUUGAGUCCAAAGCCACAGUAUUGAAAGCUUGGGGCUUCAUUGAAGAUGACUAACACGUCCCUGUCUCCUUCAGCUUCAAAAUCAACCUUGUUUAGCUGAAAAUGGUGUCUUCUCUGCAGGAUGACGCAGCGUUAGCUUCCUCACAUGGGGUUGGUGUUGAAAAAUGACCACAGCAUCGCCCAUUUGUUCCAUCAUAUCUAGAGUUCAGGUGAUGAAACGUUCAUCCCAUCUUAGUUCAGAGCAUUUCUACAAACAUCGUCUCUAACCAGUGGUUCUCUGAGUUCCUGUUGUCUUUCUAUCAGCUGGAAUCAUCUGACCUCUGGCAUCAGCUAGACAUUUCCGUCCACAGACCUGCCGCUCACUGGAUAUUUUCUCUUUAAGACCAUUCCCUGUAAACCCUAGAGGUGGUUGUGGGUGAAAUUCCCAGUAGAUCAGCGGUUUCUGAAGUCCUCAGACCAGCCCGUCUGCUUCAGAGUCCCUUCAAUCCCCUUCCUGGUUCUGAUGCUGGUUUCACCUGCAGCAGAUGGUCCGGACCACUGAGUGUCUGCCGUGUGAUUGGCUGUUAGUCAUUGUGUCAACGAGCAGAUGGACAGGUGUGUGUAAGUGACUGCAGGUGGAGCAGCAUAAGGUGGUGGGUAUGACAGGUGAAUGCAAACGCUCCCUGCAGAGUUAGAAUCCCUCAUACUAUCAAAUCUGCUAGCAUGUGAGCGCACUGGAACCCCAGUUCUGUUGGAUUCUGGCGGCUGUUGACGGACGCAGCCUCAGAUUCUAGGCUGGAUUAGAGAUUUAGGGGUUAGUGGGUUUCUGAUGAGCAAGCAUUGGCGUUUCCUCAUCUGACUGCAUAUCUGUGACAGAGCUGGAAGUGUCGGCACGGCCUCGUCUUACAUUCUGCUUUUACGUGUCUGUGUGCCAAAAACAAACCUUCUGCGGCAGCGUCCCUGUCCUCUGGAUAAACAAAAAGCUGACAGCAGUACACUGAUAUUUUUAGUCUGCUCCUCCUUUUUCUAACAAUAGUUUUAUAAUGAGAAGUUGGUCUUGAGGCUGUGGUGUUACUGUCGUGGCUGCAGUGACAGGAAGUCUGGAACAACCAGAACAGGAAAACAGACAAACCUUUUCUACUUUGCCUCGGGAUAAGAGAAGUGAAGUACAGGAUUUUUGGGGGGUUUCUGUCCGUUGCAUUUACAAAGCUUCUGAGCAUGUUCUGUCAUUUUUAAGACCAAGUUUGGAUUCCACUGGAAGAAAAACUGGAGGAGAGUCAAUACUAGAGGUAAUGAAGUGGAGCUAAAGAUGUCUGCUGCCUCUGCAAAAAUAUACACAACAUGAAGUUUUCAUAUGAUGGUCAAUAAAAACGAUUCUUUUAUGUUCAGCCUGAAUUUGCCUGUGAUUGUGCCAAUAAUGACGUUCCUCUAUUUUGAAUAAACUAUUGAUGUGAUGGUUG
Oryzias latipes (Japanese medaka) is the source of this 4175-nucleotide messenger RNA. RefSeq names its product MAGUK p55 scaffold protein 2a (gene mpp2a). Lineage: Eukaryota; Metazoa; Chordata; Actinopteri; Beloniformes; Adrianichthyidae. The record is from RefSeq and is a predicted model, not a curated record. Gene Ontology annotation, molecular function: protein binding.